AUGAUUAAGAAGACCCGAACAACCAUAUUUCCCGUACGGAGAGACCAUAUCGUCGAAAUAGCUAGAGGUUGAUUUACUAUUAAUACAUUGUGAGUUUCCACUAGAACUCAAGCGUGGACUUGAACCAUUCUUUGGCUUUGUUGACGCAAAGGUUGUCGAAUGUCCUAAUUUAACCAGAAAACCUUUUAAUUUACCAAGAUCAGGUGGGUUUAAUUUAUAACUGUCAAAUAUUUAAACAAAUAUUUGUUCAAAGUAUUUACCUGCACUUUGUUCAACUUCAGGAAUAAGUGGUGAGAAUUCAAUCGCUUGUGUUGGCAGCCACGAUUAUAUACUACCCAGUAUCAGCUGUCAAAAGGUAAUUUAUGUUCACCGAUUAUCUUCAAGCAAUAUGAUUUAAUGGACGUUGCCAAGGCCUGUAAGGUUCGGGCAGGAGAAAUCCUUGGCGGUGGAACUGGGCCAUACCCGACAAAUGGACAUCCCUGCGAGGUAGUGCCGCAGUUCGUUUGUUGGUUUUUUAACGUUUUGUAUGAAUUUAAUCAAAUUUAUACACAGCAUACAUGCAUACAAAUGUCACCGCGGAAGCAUCGGAGUCCGCAAUGAGGAAUCGAGAAUUUAUGAGCAACGUGCUGUGUAUAAAUUUGGUUACAUUUAUACAUGAUCUUUAUAAGCUUAUAAGCUCAUGUAAAAUAAUUAGGCCUUCCUACCCGAUACAGGACAGGUUAAGGCUAUAUAAACUAGAAUUUUAUUUUGAAAGACCAUAACUUUCGAGCUUUCGCGUCUGGCAAGUAUUCUAAAGUUAAAUGCUUCGUGCAUGAGUGAGGAUCUCUACUGUCCUCAGAAAAUAAGCACAUGAUCCAAUCCAUCAUUACCUAAGAGAAAAAACAAGCAUUUGAAAUAUAGUGGUUCAUUUCGCCGUCUUUAUAUCACUGAUACUUAAAUGACGACUGUUUUACCAUUUUUAUAGUCCGGACAAUGAAAACGGUGCGAAUUCUUAGGAUUUUCGAAUAAUCGGUUUAAAUAUACACUUUGAAUUUUUAAAAUAUAUCUCGCGCUACGCUUCGCAUUUUUCCGUUAACUUGAGAUAUCUAAAUUAUUUAGUGUAGCGUUUUUGGGCGUCAAGUGGUGGUUUAUACUUAUGAGAGCUUAGGAAUUGCUCUAUCAUAACAUAUCUCUGAAACUUCAGCUCGGUGGUUUUCGGUAAACGAUGAAAGCUCGCAUUUCCAAGGCUUUUAAUAAUAAUGCGCGAAUUCCUCUUAGUACUAAUCUUCUAUUUCGAGCGCUUGUUGUAAGCUUAUGUGUAUCGAGUAGAGGACCAAGUUACCCUUCUGCUAUGCAAAUGUCAACACACUACUUCGUCUUCAUUAGGCAAUUCGCGAUAUUUCUCGUAAAAACCAAGGCAGACAAGCCACAGUUUCUUGAGUGUUUUGCGCAGAAAAAGCCCAGUUCCCUUUGUUGCUAUCUUCAAUUAUAGGGACAGUGACUAUCUAGAUGGCGUUUAAUCGUUCACCCUUCCGAUCAUUAUCUGAUGCAAAUGUCCUUUGUCAAUAUUAAUUACUUUAAAUUGGCGUUUCUAUCACUGGGCUUGCGUCGUAAUCCAGACUUAUAGCUGCUAAGCAAACGCUCCAACUAUUGACUGCCUGAUUCGCAGAUCGUUGUCGAGAAUGAUGCCCAUUACAGACUGUUCAUUCUUUAAUUUCCGUUGGAUGCAUUUUUGUAGUUUUGGCCAGAGCACUGGUAUUCGCUAUAUCGGACAUCCCAAUAAAAAAACCAAAGUAAACUAAAAAACGUCUAGAUACUUCAUAUCACGUUGAUUUAAUUAAUAUACUCAAAUAGUCAACACUGACUACCGAUUUUCCUAGCCGCAUUAAUUUUGGAUCUUUUGCUUGUGAUAACUUAAGGCAAUUGACAUUAAAAACCAAUCUGACGGAGGCUUCUUAAACCGCAAAAACCUGAAUAAGCUCGUCGGCUUUUGCGUAAUAACCUUAUUGGUUUUUAAAAGGAUCAGUUGAAAAUCACUACAUUUUGGACGCCAUGCUUCUUAGUGAAAGUGAUGCCAACUAUAUUCGCUAAGAAAAGUGAAGCUUAUGAAAGUACGCGUGCACUUCAGACGCAUCGAUUAUACUUUUUUCUCCAUAGUGUCGUCGUAUUACUUUUCGUGACAGCUAUGACAGCAUUUCGUCAAAAGACACAAACAGAAGCUGUAGAACUCAGUUUUCCUUACUGACCACUAUCCCACGUUAAAACAUUUAUUGGUUAAACCACCUAUCUUAUACCCAGAUCGUAGACCUCUCUACACUCUUUUAAUAUGGAAGUGCGCAGAACGCACUGCACUGUGUUUUUAGAUUGGUUACUUUACCUGACAUGGCAGGAUCAAAACUUACGGGAAACUUUUGCAGGCGUUAAAAACAUUGCGACUAUACUCGGCGUAGUUUGCCCAAAAUGGUAGUCCAAUGACAAAAACUUGGAUCUGUAGAGAAAUUGUUGUCGCCUUCAUUAGUUUUUUUUGACAGAGUUUGCGUCCCUUUGCCCUCCACCAUUACAUGAUUUCUCUUUUUGGUUCGAUGUUCUAAUUAUCUCGACCGAUGAUUUAAACCCUUUCCCAUUGUCAUGUCCCCAAUGCAGACUCUAUUUAAUUUAAUUACUUACUUUAAGAUGGUCUAAAAUCUACAGCAAUGGGUUUUUUAGAUGGUGGCCGAAUUGUGUUACUGCAACGAUUCCAUUUCUUGUAAUCGAACGCUGCACGCAUAUAGUGAAAAAAAUGUAAGUUCAUAUUUUGAUCUUUAGAGACUUUUGUUUAUAAUGUAAUUGGGGUGGUGUCGAUGCCUUUGAAUUUUAGUUCGUUUCUUUAAAAUAUCUAACUUGAACGAAAGGAGUAAGGCACAUUAAUAGGAAAAAUCCUCCAAUUUACACACCGGAAAACUUCAACUGUUACUGACUUACGAAUGAUGACCACGUCGUUUUGCAUAAGACGCAUUAAACAGGUUAAAUAGUUUUAUCUUCUAUAAUUAUUCUUGUGAAUAAUUAACCGAAAGUCAAAAAUAACGCCCUAUUUUCCCAAUUAAAGGCAGUAUACAUUUCGGCUUUCGGUGCAGGUCGUAUAUGUUCAAAAACAGGUUCUUUUGAACUUAGCCGAGUCUGUAAUAUCGAUUCCCGGAUUUUUUUCCGGUAUCAUACAAUCAUACCCAGGUAUGCUGAACCAAAAUAUGAUGCAAUUUUGAAUAGUUUUUAUCGACAUCAGUGUCAGUAUUCGAUGGUUGACAGCAUGAUGAUAUAUGAUAGCCAUGGAGAUAUGCCCAAAGCAAUAUAAACGUCUUAAUUUCGUUCCGUAAUUUGACAACACCUGUGAACGUCACUCCUGUUAUAUUUUUGGGCUUACUGGAAAUGCUCCACGCUGGAUAUAUUUUAGUCGGAACGCUCCUGAUUUUGUAAACUUUCUCUGUCUAGCACAUUACAGUCAAAGUCAGUCGAUUAAGGUUUAAAACUCUCACUGGCUAAUCUUGACCGUCGCAGUCAGCCCUCAAGCUUUUUUGUACGUAAAAGUCCUCGUUUGUGCUUUGCAUAAAAUGUGACCGUCUUACGUCGAAAAAUAUUCGAUUUUUCCUUUGUCGGUUACUAAAAAUAUUUAAAUCUACUUUAAGAACUCGGACUCGUCGCCGUUUUCAGGCUUGACUAUCGGUCAAUAAUAUUGUGGUAAUUAUUCGAGCACACUGCAGCUGUCUUUGUUGCAGUAGAUUUGUAAUCUUCAUCGGCCAAACUGAAAAAUCCGAUAAUUGUUAUACUACAUCAUUAUAGGUCCUACGUUUGUUCAUGUUACAUGAAGCUCAGACGCUUUUUCUUGUAACACUUCGCAGCAGAUGUUUUACCUGCUAUUUUGCCCUACCGGCGUCUAUUCAAGCAGUCAUUUGAUGGUCCUAUUUAUAGGGCAGUGCUACGAACCUUAUAAAGGCGACGGAUACGAAGUUUCACUCAAGUGCUCAACUUUUCGUCACCGAAGGAAAUGAGGGCUGGGUUCGUUGAUCGUAAUUAUUUGUUAUACCAAAUAAUCACUCCUUGAUGCCUUUCUUGUCAGCAGUGUUACUAAACUAUAUUUCGGCAUAUACCCUGUAUUCAUUUCAUUAGCCCUACCUUAAAACUCGAAGACUGCUAUUCCGAUCCAAAUGCUCUUUGUGCUUAUCCCCCACUAGCGGAUCCACUCCAAUAUUUCAAACACAAUAAGUUUUGCUUGUGUUUGCUUUGUUUGAGUUACAUAAGAACGAUCGGUGACCGCCCCUACCAUUGUAUAUUCCCGAUCGAAAACCGACAGGGCAACGGGCUCGUGGCUCAGUAGUUAGAGGCGUGGACUUCUAACAAACAAGUCGCGAGUUCGAGCCUCGGGUGUGCCACACUUGGAGGUUGGGUAUGACUGGCUGACGACGGCUAAUAAGCCAGAAAUGGCCAUUCCAGUCUCCCUUGUCCGAGGCUGCUAUAACACGGGACAGAGGGUUUUGUCUAAGAAGAGAUCGAAUCAACCUAAACAUUUGACAUUAAAUAUAGGUAUCUUUUAUCACAAUUGGUGCCCACUGAGAGGCUUUAGAUAGUACAACACCCGUAAAUUCCCCUGCUGUAGUUUCCACCGCGUUAGAGAGUUACAUAUUUUAAAAAAGUGAGAUGCACAACCUUACGACGAUCGAUAGCCAACGAAGCGUUGGAGCGCAUAUAAACUCAAUCGUUUGCCCGACAUCAUUCGGAGGACAUGAUGAGGAAACUGUCUGAAUCAGAAAGACGCACCUUCUAGCACCAUCCUCCUCCUCCUCUAUUGACGCAGCAAGGUCUUUCUUAUUCCUAAAAAUAGCUGGUCGAGUUAAGUCAAAAUAUGAACCAAGGUCCGUUACGCGUAUUCUCCAAAAGAUUAAGUGCAAGUCCAACUGGCUAGUCCACUGCCUUCUGGUACUGCCUGCAGCUUGGUCGUUUAUAACGAUUAUAUCCCACUAGAGGCCUAUCCUAUUACGUCCGAGAUGACAUUUUCACUCUAAUAGUGAAUAUACUGGGAUGCUCGCGGUCUUCUAGACUGGGGACUACAAAUGCGGACUUGUUGACGUAUCUCAUUGUUUUGGCUAAUUUUUGCGAUGAUAUUUAGUCCGGGAGAAAGUAAAGAUGAAGAAGACCAAUGACAUCACCGAUUAGGGUUGCUGACUGGACAUGCCAAACUCUUGGCAAGGAAUAUCUAGUACUGAGGCCAAGUGGUGGGAAAAAUGUGCCAGAGGAAUGCGUUUCUGUUUCUUUGCUCUAAGGUGAUGCAUGGGGAUGCAGGUGGAAACUUGUGGUGCUCUGUUUGGGCCAGGGUAGCUGAAGGCUUUAACUUGACAACAUCAGUGAGCAUAGGAUUGCCUUGGCUAACCCUGUGACUACCAGCACUAUCACUGCACGUAUCUGUUGGUAUUUCCGCCUGAUCUUCUGAGCUGCUUACUCAACUCUCCUUCAGUACAUGCUGGGUGAAAGCUAUUCUAGUAUUCGAAAGUCUCCUGCUGAUUGCCUUCAAUAGCAGCGCUAAACACCAUUUAUGACUAAGAUCGGGCUCACUAAUUAGGUUAUGAUCGAUCAAGAUGGUCAAAACAUAGGCAAAACCGACAAGCCGGUUUUUGUUAAUAAAAACAGUUUGUUGAAUGCACUGACUAGGAAAUCGGCAAAGAAAAAUGCAAUUCAUAUUGACCCAACUGUGAAAAACUCGGCGCCUCGGUGGAAUUCGAACCCACGCAGUAAGGGGGAAGGCUUUAGUACAGCCAACGCUCUAACCACCUGAGCUACGAGGCCCCGCCGGACGACGCGAGUUUUAUCACACUUGGGUCAAGUUACCCGCCCAACCUACUGCAACGUCUGGAAUCCACCAAAUCUGAUACAGUAAGUUGACUGCCCAAGCAGGAUUUCCUAAGUAAUUCACCUAGAAUCCACCAGAUGACUACUAGGCUCACGUAAUUCAUUGAUAUUUUUGGCAGUUGGGUCAAUAUGAAUUAUUCAAAAUCUGCCAAAAAUAUCAAUGAAAAAUGCAAUUCUCAAGACUAUUAGUCGUUCUGUUGGCAUGCAUGACGUCUGUGGACUUGUUCUUUGAUAAACUGGCCAACUAGUUUUUUGGCCGUGUAUAUGAAGCACCGUUGAGCCUUCCUUCUUUUGCAUGGCCUUCUCCCUCCGCUUCCUCCUAUCUUACUUCGUAUUUGUCUCUCACGGCAUUUUCUCAGCAAAUAUUGUGGUGGUACAAAAAACAUAGGCAAGCGCGGACUUGUUUUAUGCAUCAGAAGCAUGUGAAACUCGUCUAAUAUUCCUCUCUGUUUACACAUGACCUAUCUUAACGGGUUAAAUCAUAAGUUCUCGGUUAGCCCUUUUGAUAACUCAAAAUGAAUGUGAGAUCGCUUCAACCUUCGGUCUCAAAUGUCCCUGGGUGAAAAUCACGUCACAGUGCCUCUAACAAAAGCUUGAACUGUUUGCCGUUGGAUUCAUCAAGCGCGAGUAUAUUACCCUUAUUCUUCUGAAGUUUCAAAAGAUCACGAUAUACUUCAAAGGUUCUUGUUCAAAUGACACUGCUUCACAUUGAUUACUAUGCAAAGCUUUAUUUCCUGCUCAUUACUUCUAUUAAGUACUGAAGUCGAACACCUAAGGUGUUUUCGGAAAAUCACAGCAAAGCAGUCCCAUAGAAUCAAGAUAAGCUUUAUGACGAGACCAAAACUCUUUCUGUGCUAUUACGUCGUGAAUAAACUCGGAUAAAAAUAGAACGUUGGAUCGGAUGUGGUUAUGUAACCCAGCCUGAAGGAAACAAAUCACGGACACUUCUAAUACGGGGUCGGUGGUAAUAGGGGUUCUUACAGGUAGGGCCGGGGAACGCAUAGGCGACAAGACAAAGUAGUUGUAUGCAAAAGAAAAGCCAUUGAGAAUGCGCGGUUAUACUUUGAAUGUUUGAGAAAUAAUUUCCCUAAUCCUAACCCCAACUAUAACCCCUAGUCCUAAAGCCUAACCCCUAACCCUUAACCACAACCCUAACAAUAUGGUGUCCAUCGGGUGGGGCUACCAAACCAUAUCUUGCCGAAUGUUAUCUCUGCCUGCAUUUAAGUAACAGUCUUAAAUUUUCCUUGUGUAUGUGUCAACUUAUUUUUUCAGGUUAUCGAGGUCAUAGCUAAGCGCAGACUGUGUGAUGGCUCAAUCGGCAAAUUCCUUCACGAAGCACUCCAGUCACGCUAUGGUCGUGGAGAGGAACCGAUGGCGCUCGGUGGAGUCUUCCUUUUGGAAAAUAGUGGUGCCAAGUAUCAUGUAUUUGUACGUGCAUUCCCAAUCCUAGUUAAGACAUUUAAAACGUUGUAUAUUCUUGUCGAUAGUCAGAUGUUUAACUGGCUUUGAGGGUGUGUACUGUUACGUUGGUGACUUGGGUAGUUCUUUUAUGGGAAUCGGAAGUUCGUGGUACCAGCCACUGAUGGACAUGAAAUAGAAUCGAGUACUAUUUGCUGAUCUCCACAGUACUCUGACCAGAAUUAAACAGUCGACUGUGCAAAUACUGAACAUCCCGUGCCAUUCGGGACGUCGUGGUUGUCUUAAAUUUGAUCGUCCGAAAUGUCUUAUGAAAGUGCCUCCGCCAGAGCUGGGUUUCCGACGUUGUCUGAAACUCUGACUGCCUUCCAACCUCAGUUGGCGCAAACGCCCUUUGACUGCACAUAUUUCUGGUGCUCACCAGCGUGGCUUUGCGCAGCUCGCAUAAGAUGGUGACAGAGCCAAGUCUAGAACUCGAGUUUAGCGACAUGAAGAUCGUCUAUAAUGGCAGCAUCCCAUCAGCUAUAUGAUGCACGUAAUCGGUGUUAAGCUAUAAUUCCGUCUAAGCAGUCCCAUUUUCCGCUGACAUCCUUCUGCAGAGAAUCAGGCCUAGUCCAUGUUUCUUAAAAUGAACUCGUUUUUAGUUAAAGCUGUCUCGACUUACCAGCGUAUUUCUCUUUCCUCUAGUCUGAGCUGCCACAUGAACCUUAUCACACGUUCCCCGAACUUAAGUCCUACUUGAAGUACUUCGAAAUGAAAGCACCCAUCAUUGGUAUGGGCACGGUGCUUUCGCAUGAUCCGGUGAGGCUACUUUCCCAUUUUGUGCUUGCUUCCUUUUGUACUGUUCUAAGAUUUUUGUUAAUCCUAUAGCUCAUGAAGAAAUAAAAAAAGGAAUAUAACCCCAACGAAAAUUCUUGAGCAACCGAAAUCACACCCACGCCACUGCCUCCGGAGUAGUCUAGACGGUGAAAGUUAGGAGCCUGGACUAGGUAAUCGGAUACGGACUCUGGACACUACCUUACGGAAUAGAUGCGCGCACCCAGUCUAAUCAUGCCCAAUCUACAGGUUGAAUGUGCACAGUCUGUCUGAAAACCAGGCCUCAGCACCAAACUGGCAGGAAAUCAAUGUCCCGGAUAUCAGUCCUCGCCUUUUCCUGUAACUGAAUUUUACCACGCUUUUCAUCCAGGCGCAGCGAGCCUACUUGGUACCAGCAUGGGGACAGUUACCGAUAAGCUUGAUAUAAUCGGCCAAAAGGAUGUCUUGAAAACGUCUCUGAUGCUUCUGUCUUCGCCCGCGUUUGCUGCCCAUCUAUACCUUUACACUCCCAAACGCAAGAUCCAGCAAAGUAGAACUCUCGCUUUGGCCAGCUGACUGUUGGCGAGAACUAAAAUGGUCGGAAUGUUUCUGGUCGUUUGUGAAAAAUACACGCUUAUGUUAAACAGAAAACGAGUCUUACUAAAAGUCCCGUCCACUUGUGGCGACUGGCACGUGAACUUGUUUAGUCAGUUCCGCCAACCGGCAGCGGUCAAAGCCGCGUGAUAGUCGAUCAUGUUUGAACGUAAGCUCUUUUCCUUAACGCACCACAGCAGGUGACAUUUUCGUGACACAUCGUUCUUAGUGCUCCCAAGUAAUGUUAUAUAGCGUCUAUAAAAAGAGUUCUUGAUGCAAAAUUGAUCUGUCAAAAUUCCAUGCCGAGCAGUACGCGGUCCCACGCUCAACAACGUGCACUUUUAUUGACUUCUAGCCAGGAGGACUUCAAGGAAGUUCGGCACACAUAUAGUGCGAGUAACCAUCGCCCGUGCGAUAGUUCCUAUCCAUGACCCAACACUGAAGUGUGACCACGAUAACUAGGUUUUUUCAGCUGUGAAAGGCCAAACAGAACGGAAAGCUUCCGCCGUUUCUCAGUACUCUUAUAUCUAUCGCCUAAUUUUAACUGAUUGUUUUUUCUUUCAUUAAGAACGAUCUGGGCCUGCACAUGCACUCGUUCCACAUCUACAACGUGGAGCGGAACGUGGCCGGCCACCUCGAAACAGAUACGGACCCUGAGGUGGCGUCUUACAGGAUAUUUUUGCACCCGGUGUCGCAUAUCUGUCGAAUUGACAAGCCCGUAUACUGA
Spirometra erinaceieuropaei is the source of this 9385-nucleotide messenger RNA. Lineage: Eukaryota; Metazoa; Platyhelminthes; Cestoda; Diphyllobothriidea; Diphyllobothriidae. The record is from the annotation of a GenBank genome assembly.